Durio zibethinus is the source of this 1466-nucleotide messenger RNA. NCBI's taxonomy places the organism in Eukaryota, Viridiplantae, Streptophyta, Magnoliopsida, Malvales, Malvaceae. The record is from RefSeq and is a predicted model, not a curated record.
ACAAUAAACUUGAAAAAAAAAAAAUUCAAAUACAUUGUGCUACCAAAAAAAGGGCUGAGGAGUCGUAAGCAGCUGUCCAAACAAAAAGCUGCUCGCACGGUCUUUCAUAUCACCGCCACCAGAGCCACCACCUCCUCAGCUUCCCUGAUUGUUCGUUGAAUUCUAAAUAAGUAGAGAAAAAAUAAAAAAAAAAGUUCAUUGAACACAUCUCUGAAAUCCCAAACGGAACUUUAACCUAAUCUGGCCUCAAUUCAACCGUUUUCAACUGGAGAAAGAAAAUAGAAGAAAAACCAAAUAUACCAAAUAUCACCCCUUUCAGUUCCCACCCACAACAAUGACAGAGACGCCCUUCGCAAAACUCCCUGACGACGUCGUUCUAAACAUUUUCUCCAAGCUCGAACACCACCCCAAAAGCUGGGCUUCUCUCGCUUGCGUCUGCGCAAAAUUCUCCUCCCUAAUACGGAACACCUGCUUUAAACAAAAAUGCUCCAAAACCAUCCCCGCCGUCUGCUCCGAUCUCCUCUCCUCAUCGUCCUCCCCACCCGGCGGCUGGGCCUCCCUCCACAAGCUGUCUGUCUGCUGCCCUGGCCUUCUCCACGCCGGCGUCAUUCUAGAGAACUCCUGUUUCGGCCUCGAACACCAGCUUGUCCCCGACGAUAAUUAUCACAAGCCAGCCAAUUCCCAAGACUCAACGCCGUCCACCAAGCCCUGUUCCAGCAGAACUGUAGCGACUUCAAAUCCGGAUCCGGAAGUGGACGUUCCUGGGUGCGAUUGUUCCUGGUCACUUUUCGAAGAUCUCUAUUACGACACCGUUUAUAACGCAUCCGAUUCGACAGAGGGCUAUCCUGAGGAAACAACCGAUAAUGCACCAACUAAAAUUUGGCGUGAAUUUUCCGUUUGUAAAAGAAGGAAGAUUUAUAGAUCACUGAGGUCCCAUUUAGCAACCGGUGCUUGGAACUUAAGCCGAGAACAAGGAAAUAAGUUAUUAGCGAGCCGUUUUCGAGGCGAUUGCUUAUACAUUAGCGAUUGGCCGGGAUGCGUUCACACAGAGGAGAAGCGAAAUUACAUGCUUUUCAGAGGCAUCUUCAAGAAUUUCAAGAAAUCUCGGGUUUGGAAGACGUUAAAUGAUGGGAACAGAAGCAAGAUUGAUCUGAAUUGCUCGUUUUGCUCAUGCAAAGACACUUGGGAUUUGCAUUCUGCUUUCUGUUUGAGGCGGGUUUUCGGGUACCAUGACGACGGUGAGCCUGUUGUUCGAGCUUAUGUUUGUGAGAAUGGACAUGUUUCUGGUGCUUGGACUGAUUUGCCUUUAUACACUUAAAAGAGAAGAGAGUGUAUCACAUCAAAAUUACUAUUUUGAAGAGAACCUUUCUCCUGGAAGCAAUGUUUCUGACCGAAUAUGAAAAGUUGUCAAGUAGCUCAUGGUAGGGAGGCAAAGGGCAGGAAUGGGGAACUCAUGCAACCAUUUA